CCUCCUCCCUUUCACUUAGCGCAUCAGGAAACCUCGGAAGAGAAUGAUGUGAUAUUACGCAGAUAGUUUAGAACAUUUACAAUUGAAGUUUUAUUUCUGUGUUGAUUAUUAUUGUUAAUAGCCAUAAGCAAAGUUGGACAUUUUUUUAUAACUGUCGAUAUUGUUUUAUUACUUCACCAUGGGCAUAUGCACGACGAUUUACGCCUGUGCACACGUCUGUGUAUUCGUUUGCUUGUUACAAACUGCCCAAUCUCAGCUGCACCCCGAGACAAGAACAGGGAGUAUCGAACCAGGAGCAGGAACUUUACGUCAGACAAUACAGUGGGUGCACAAUGGCAAAUUGUUUAGUCUUCUGACCCGCGGCUCGGAGUAUCAAGCAGCGUCAAAACCUAUCGCUGCCAUCCAAAACGGACACGCGACUGGGGAGGCAAGCAAUCAUUUGGACUCGGCAAGACAGCCUCCAUCACAAGCAUCUAUCCAGAGUCUGGUCGGAGAUACAGAAGCGCGCACAGUUGGCCCACGCUUUCUCCUUCCUCAAGUUCGAAAGCGCUCGGGGAUACACGGGCAUGUGCGUCAGGAUGUCCAUCGAAGUGUCCGUGCUGAAACAAAGCCUAUUUCCACAAAGAAUGAGACACAAGACAAACCCACUGCCAAAACCCCCCAAACAAGGAGAGAAGACAUGAUGGUGGGAGAUGACCCAUAUGACCCAUACAAAUCCACUGAUCCCGAUAACCCUAACUACAAUUACUAUGACGCUUAUGAAAGACCAAGGCCCAGACAGAGACCAGGAUAUGGCACUAGGUAUCACCAGUAUGGUCUACCUGAUCUUGUGCCAGACCCAUACUACAUCCAAGCCUCUGCUUACGUUCAGAGGGUCCCUAUGUACAACCUCAGAUGUGCAUCAGAAGAGAACUGCUUGUCAAGCUCUGCUUACAGAGGGAGUGUGAGAGACUAUGACACUCGUAUGCUUCUGAGGUUCCCUCAAAGGGUGAAGAACCAGGGCACAGCUGACUUCUUGCCAAGCAGACCACGCUACUCCUGGGAAUGGCAUAGUUGUCAUCAGCACUACCACAGUAUGGAUGAGUUCAGUCACUAUGACCUGCUGGAGGUGAGCUCUCAGAGAAGGGUGGCAGAGGGCCAUAAGGCCAGCUUCUGUCUGGAGGACACAUCCUGUGACUAUGGCUACUACAGACGCUUCGCCUGCACUUCACACACCCAGGGACUGAGUCCGGGAUGUUAUGACACUUAUAACGCAGACAUAGACUGCCAGUGGAUCGACAUCACAGAUGUGAAACCUGGAAACUACAUCCUGAAGGUCAGUGUAAACCCCAGUUACCAGGUCCCAGAGUCAGACUACAGCAACAACAUUGUGCGUUGUGAUGUUCGCUACACGGGCAACUAUGCUUAUUUGUCUGGAUGUCACAUGUCACCGUGAGUGUGAAUCUUCUCAAUUCAGAUAAUACUACAUUUAUACUUAAUAUCUUAUACAUCAUCUCAAAUUGUUGUAUUACAGUCCAUUUUAGUACACAAGGAAUCUUGAUCUAUGGUUUUUGCUUUGUUGUUUCAAUUUGCAGAUAUUAAGCGAAUAUAUUUACUCUUAAACUCCCAGGAACCAUAAUGCUUAUGACAGGACUGCAAUGUCUUGCAAUUAUUAUUUUUGUUGCUUUAAUUACUCUCUAUUACUAUAAUACAACUAGACAUUUAAGUCAUUGAAAUUAUGUAAACCCAGUUUCAGAAAGAGAAUGCUGUAACAGUAAUCCAAGAUACAAAAAUAUUAUGCAUUUAGAAUGCCUAUUUUCCUAUUUUCAAAUUAUCAUGUAUUUUGUGUCCUUCUAAUCAAUUUCAUCCAAUUAUUGGUAGUAUUAUGUAAUUACAUUAGCUUUAUACAGCAUUAUAUUAUUUCUUGUGUUUUUGCAACUCUUAUUUUUUUUAAUAAAUAAUUUCAUGUUUUUAAAGUUGUGGUAACUUAAACUAGGACUGUAGGCUAUAAACCAAACUGUGUCAUUGUACGAAUGCCAGGUAACAUGCUAGUUACUUCUGUGGGUUGUUACAUUUGUUUUGUGAAGAAUUUAGAUGCUUUGUAGUCUGUGUUUAUUUAUGCAAAUGCUCAAAUUACUGCUUUUUUGAUGUAGUCCAGGAAAUCUACUUAAAAACAUUCUAGUGA
This is a messenger RNA of Hypomesus transpacificus, 2164 nucleotides long. RefSeq names its product lysyl oxidase a (gene loxa). The transcript is spliced from 6 exons. Gene Ontology annotation, molecular function: protein-lysine 6-oxidase activity; copper ion binding. Bases 179 to 1435 code for a protein of 418 amino acids. NCBI's taxonomy places the organism in Eukaryota, Metazoa, Chordata, Actinopteri, Osmeriformes, Osmeridae. The record is from RefSeq and is a predicted model, not a curated record. Gene Ontology annotation, biological process: peptidyl-lysine oxidation.